This is a messenger RNA of Rhipicephalus microplus (southern cattle tick), 694 nucleotides long. RefSeq lists its product as uncharacterized. The record is from RefSeq and is a predicted model, not a curated record. NCBI's taxonomy places the organism in Eukaryota, Metazoa, Arthropoda, Arachnida, Ixodida, Ixodidae.
AUGGCAGUUUGGGAACUACAUCAAAUUGCUCAUCAAGAAUCCUAUCUGCCUGGGACAUGUCUUCGCAAAGUCGCGGCUGAGCGCUUGCCGGCAUCAACUACUGUAGAUCGAAGCGUAGUAUACGUACCUCCAGGCGUAAAAAGUCCCAUCAAUCUCCCAACUCUGCGGAGGUCGUGGGACUACAACCUUCCAUCCUUCGUGAAGCCAACCACAGCAAUCGGGGACACCAAAGUUAUAGCACCGUCAACGGACACAAACUCCAAUGGAAUGGAGAAAACAGAUCCGAAACCGACAGGCGUCGUUAACGAGAAGCGGGCCGUGAACAUGUUGAUUGUUCGUCGGAAAAAGAUGAAAAAACACAAGCUCCGGAAACUGCGCAAGCGGAUGCACGCGCUGUGGUCGAAACGAAGGUAUCGAAUUGAGAAGAACAAAGAGCGUUUCAGGGCAGAGCUUCUAGCCCAGAUAGACGAAGCGAGGGCAUUCGAUGCCGAGAAGUUUGUGACCGGAGUUCUCGAUAAGCUGCGCAACAGACCAAGGCCGGAGACACUCGAAGAGAGAAGGGAAAAGCUCCUUGAGCUGAUGCGUAAACACAGGAGUAAUGUUCAGUACAUUAAGCCGAAACUUGAUUGAGUGUGCAAUAGGAAAUUGGUUGUACUUGUUUGCAAUAAAAUAGAGCUGUGCUUUAGCCCUAUUA